CCGCGGCUCGACCCUCCCACUAGCAGCAGAGUGACACGCCAUUCAAUUGCUGCCUGGCCCUUCGCUCGUAUGAAGCUUUGAGCGUCCUCGUACCAGACGGAUAAUAAUAAUAAUAAUAAUAAUAAUAAUAAUAUCGCGACAGAAAUCGACCACAUCUGCGCCGCGUAAAGCAAAAGUUGUGCCGACAUGGGGAUCCGAAAAAAGACCAACAAGAAUCCGCCAGUGCUGAGCCAUGAGUUUGUCAUCCAGAACCAUGCAGACAUUGUUUCCUGUGUUGCUAUGGUGUUCCUCCUCGGGCUGAUGUUCGAGGUCACCUCAAAGUUUGCAGUGUUAUUCAUAACAGUCCAGUACAACGUCACCAUAUCAACAAACGGCCCAGAGGAGACGCCCGUGAACCACUUCCACCAUGGCAUCAAGGACUUGGCCACGACCUUCUUCUACAUGCUGGUGGCCAUCAUCAUGCAUGCCAUUAUCCAGGAGUAUGUGCUGGAUAAAAUCAACAGGAAGAAGCACUUCUCCAAAACCAAGCACAGCAAGUUCAAUGAGUCGGGCCAGCUCAGCGCCUUCUACUUAUUCUCCUUUGGCUGGGGCGCAAGCAUCCUGCUUUCUGAAAAACUCCUGUCCAAUCCAGUCAGCCUGUGGGAGGGUUAUCCGCACACACUGAUGGCAUUCCAGUUCAAAUUCUACUUCAUUUGUCAGCUGGGCUACUGGUUACAUGCUCUGCCAGAACUGUACUUCCAAAAGACAAAGAAGGAGGAUAUUCCACGCCAACUUGUGUACAUCUUCCUGUACCUGGUCCACAUUGCAGGCGCCUACAUUCUGAAUCUGAACCGUCUGGGUCUGGUCCUGCUGGUGUUGCACUACUUCGUCGAGCUUCUGUUCCACGUUUCCCGACUGAUCUACUUCAGCAACGAGAACAGACAAACGGGUUUCACCAUAUGGGCCGUGUUGUUUGUCCUUGGCCGGCUGCUCACCCUGUCCCUGUCCGUCCUCACCGUGGGCUUUGGCCUCGCCACAUCUGAGAAUCAAGGCUUUGAUUUGGCUGCGGGGAACUUUAACGUUAUUUUUGUUCGGAUAACUGUCCUGGCAGCCAUCUGCCUCACUCAGGCCUUCAUGAUGUGGAAAUUUAUCAACUUCCAGCUGCGCCGGUGGAGAGAGCAUGCCCAGGCCCAGACUUUGAAAAAGAAACUGGUUCCUUCCAAGAGCAAAUCAAAGAAAGACAAAGCCAAUGGAGUAAAUGGAGUGAGCUCCCACGCGGCCGAUUCACCAAGAGCAAGAAAAGAGAAGUCGACAUAAAUGCAUUCCUCUCUAUCGCGUCCUUCCCAAAGAAAUGAUCUCAACCCGUGCUUUCGUGGCUGCAUCCAACCAACAGUCCCUCCAGCGCCCCCCACCCCCCGCCCGCCCGCGAUAUGCAUUUUCAGACCCCACACAGGACUGACCUCCCAGCUGGACUUCAAGAGCCAGAAUGCAUUUAGCUUUGCUUGUCGACAGUCGUCCAGCACGCCUUGAUUUAAGAAUCAUUGCUCUGCUGUGCCACUUUGAAUAAAAAACAAAACAAAUUCCCAAACAAACUGGGAAAAAAAAAAAAAAAAAAAAAAGACCUUAUUUAAGAAGUGCCUAUUGAUACAGAUUGUUUUGUAUAGGGUGUGUAAAAAUAAUUCAGGAAUGAUGCCUUCAGUGUUUUAUGUCUCUCCCAAGUCAGGUCAUGUCGAUGCUUUUUCCAAAAUAGUGUGUAUUCCAGCUUGUGAUUUAUUUCCCUUUGUUUUUCUUGUAUUUAUAAGUGCUAGCAGCUCCUCUUCGCCUCUUUGGAAGGAUAUUUGUAAACAUUUUUUUGUAAGAAUUUCCUAAUAAUAUCUCUUAUUUUUCCAUCAGUGAAGGUUGCAUACAGUCCUGUUUAUAAUCUCUGGGUUCACACCACAGACUGUUCAAACUCACACAGCAGGACAUGUGUUUUCGCCGUGUCACUGGCCAACAGAUAUGAUGGAAAGCGAAGCAGAGGAUUUUACAAUAUCCACUCCUGGAUAGAAUAGUGAAGUGUGCAUAAAAGCAACCCAGGAAAACGGGAGACAUCACCCUGUACUACUACUAUACGUAGAUUCACAGUUUAGUGCAAAGCUGCCACUAAAGACGUAGUAACCUGAUGUAGCGUUUUAUAAUCUGAGUUUAAAGCAGCUUUUAGUCACAAAACUACAUAUCCCCUGCCAUGAAAUGAUGCUGACUUUAUUGCAGUUCUGCCUAUAGCACUGUCAUUAAUUGAACACACUUUGUGUUUUAGUUUUGAGUGAUAUGAGAUGAUGUUAUAAGAGAUGGAAAGGAAAAUCAGGCAAAAACAUCCCAUUAGUAAGUUAGUUUGUUUGAACCACUGUCUUGUAUGGUCCAUAAUUAUUUGCUGUUUAAGGGAAAUGGGUUUAUUGUAUUUGUUUGUCCCUGCACAUUGUUGCUUAAAAGGUAAAAAUGUCCACAAGAAUGAUUUGUUGUUAAAGCACGGACUGAGUGUGAGAAAAACAUAUUUUGUUGGCUCUUUUUUUUUUUUCCCAACCCACUAUAAACGUGCCAAAUGAGCCUGAUUGACUGUUGAUAUAUGUAUUUCACUUACAUGCCAUAAAAUGAAUUUACAAAAGUAUCGUGAGAAACAAUCGAUAGAUAACACUGGUUUAUUCUAAAGAAUUAAACCCCUUAACUGAUUUUAGGUACACAGUAAGUCAUGGUUGUCAACUUGUCUCCAGCAGUAUAUCAGAAGUGUAUUUGGUUUUUCUCAGCUUGUCCUGAUUGUUUUAUCUAUCUUACAAAGGAAUAAAAUGUUUAUUGAAAGAAA
Molecule: messenger RNA, 2815 nt
Organism: Anarrhichthys ocellatus (wolf-eel)
Lineage: Eukaryota; Metazoa; Chordata; Actinopteri; Perciformes; Anarhichadidae
Gene: tram1
Product: translocation associated membrane protein 1
Exons: 11
Coding region: 187-1296 (369 amino acids)
Biological process (GO): SRP-dependent cotranslational protein targeting to membrane, translocation; protein insertion into ER membrane
Cellular component (GO): endoplasmic reticulum membrane
Source: RefSeq, a predicted model, not a curated record